Molecule: messenger RNA, 1153 nt
Organism: Hibiscus syriacus
Lineage: Eukaryota; Viridiplantae; Streptophyta; Magnoliopsida; Malvales; Malvaceae
Product: cell division cycle and apoptosis regulator protein 1-like
Exons: 3
Coding region: 156-1013 (285 amino acids)
Source: RefSeq, a predicted model, not a curated record
UUUCUUUGUUUCCGAUAACUUUGUCUUUGUUGAAAACUAGGGUUUGCUCUAAUGGUGGGUUUCGUCUGUUGCAAUUAGGCCGUUUCUUGGAAUUUUUCAUUUCUCCUGGAACGGAAGUGCGGUUGUAGUUGCUUCCUAAAUAUAUAAUCCUUAAUAUGAUGUUUUCUGGUUUUGAAGGUGAUAUUUGUUUGGAAAAUAUGUCAUCAAAGUACCAAAUACUUGACAAUAGACCGAUUGAUCAAUGGAAGGUUACUGAGUUGAAAGAUGAACUUAAGAGGCGGAAAUUGACAACUCGGGGCUUGAAAGAGGAUUUGGUAAAACGUUUGGACGAAGCGCUUCGAAUAGAGAGGGAAAAUACUGAAAACGAGGAAGACAAUGGUUUAAAUUCUGAUCCCCGGACAAUAGAUGAGAGUGGGGUUGAAAAGGUGAUGCUGGAUACUGCAGAGACAGUUAAAGAUGUUGUGGAUCAUAGUGGAAGUGAGAUCAAGAAGGAGAGUGGGGUGAAGGUUCAGGUUGACAUUAAUGAGAGUGCAGCUGCUUUGGGUCACGAAGGAGUUCAGGGAAGGGACAGCAUGGUGCAAGAGGAGCUCAUUGCUCAAGCUACCACCGUUCAGACUGAUAUAACAGUUACCAAGGAUGUGGUAUCUGAGGUACCAAUAAUUGGACAAGCUUUGCAGAGCUUAGGACAAAACGAGAAUGUGAAUAUUGAUAUCAAAUUGGAGUAUGAGGAUCCUAAGCUCCAAUUGGAGACUGAGGAUCCAAAGGCAUUGUUGAAGAAUGAAGGCCCAAAGCAUCAGGUGGAGAGUGAGGGUCCAAAGGCUGAAGAACCCAAGGGCGAGCUGGAGUGUGUGGGUUCAAAGCCUCGAGUGGAGAGUGAUGAUUUGAAGUCCCUACUGGACAUUGAAGAUUCGAAGGUGCAUCCGGAGAAUGAUGAUUCAAAAGCUGCACAUGAGGAUGACAUGCGUGAUUCUUCUGCUCCGAACAUCCAGGUCUCUGAGACCAAGAUGUUAUAAAGCCAGAUAUGCUGGAACCAUCAUCCAGCAAUGUUGUCCCAGUUAGUGGUGAAGCACAUCCAAUGGAUGUUGAAGUGCCACCUGAGAUAAAGGCACCUUUUGAUGAGAGAGAUGACAAGAAUAUUACAAAUGUAGACAUG